GGUCAGAAUUUGCACAUAUGGUACAAUGUUCUGAGGCAAAGUAGUGAAGCCGACUGCAAACAAGUUCUAAGGGGAUAUACAGAGCAAAUCAGAAAAAUGAGUGGAGGAAUGAUGUCAGUAUAAGAGGCAGGGAGAAAGCACAGUUUGGAAGAAGUAAAGUAGUGAAAGGUAUUAAAAAAAGGCAUUGAAAAAUGGCUAGGACUCAUAAAAGCAGCAGAAGAAAAGAUGGAGAAUGAAAUGGGAAAGGCAAUAUACAGAAAGAAAGAAAAAGAUAGAGGCAUAAACAAAUGACUAAAAGUCUUUAGAAAUACACGGAAAGGAAAAGCAAACAACAAAGUGAAUGCAAAGGGAACAGAAAAGAAGUGAAAAGGAGGAAUAUAUUACUGAGGAGAUCUGAUACUGUGUGCAGAUUUGUGCUUCCCAUCUCUUUCUUUGCAUCUCACUGCAUGCUGGGGACAUAACACCACGUGAUAAGCCUCUCUUGGACUCUUAUUCUUAGCUCCAGUGAUUUAAAGGAAUACCCCCUGGGUGGGGAUUCCUGUUACAGAUCAAGGAAAUCUUCUUACUCUAAUUAAAACUCUUCCUCACGCAGAAAGCUGGCUCUGUACCUGAACAAAUACUUACUACCUGUAGGCAACAUAAAACUCAUGCAUUUCUUAUUCAUUUGCUGUAUCUCUGCAAGCUAGCUCAGCUCUGAAUAAGGGAUCUCUAAAUCCUAGCAAGAAGCCUGCACACUCCAGUAUCCAAGUCCUGACACCACCAAAUUCAAAAGGAACUACACACAGCACUACAGCCAUGGAUCUCCAGUGUUAAUGCUGUUUUACAGCUAAGGAUGACUUGGCUUUGCAGUCAGGAGAUGUUUUUAGGAGCCUCCCGCCAAACUAGUUGGGCAGCUUUGAGAGAAGUGCUGUUAGCACAUUGCUAGAUAUAGGUUUCCUGGUCUCCUGCAGGAAACUGCAUGAUGACAUUUGCAUGAAAUUGCAACGUGCUGCCUUUAUCAACAAUUGGCUAGAGACCGAAUUUUCCCACAAGAGAGUGGAAGAAAUUUGUAAUAGAGUAUACACGGGAAGGUGCUCCAGAGCUCAGCUGUUGUGUUCCUCAUUUAACCUCUUUGGGCAAGAAGGUAAACAUUGUUUUUUUACUCAAAAAUAACUUGUCUUUUUUUUUUUUGGCAGAUCCAAAUCAGCCUAAAAGUUGAUAAAGUAAACUUCAUGUUUACAGAUGGGGCAAAGGGGGAGGUACUUUCACAGGCUGGACAAUGCAAAAGACACUGCUAAAAUUUGGGUGGUCUUCAGAGAGGUGGUCUUCUCUAGGCUGAAGCUGGGAAUUUAGGAACACAGGCCCAAAGCUAUGGAUCCAAAGAUGCCUGCCUAAAUUCCUCAGACUUUUGACUGAAAUUUCCCUAGGUCCUCUCUGCCUGCUUGGAGAGCUACAACUGCCACAGAGUGAGCAGUUUAUAUCACAUGCAGAUGCUUUUCUGCCUACAUCUCCAGAAGGGCCAAAGGGCUGUUUUAGAACAGCCCAACUCUAAAAGAAUGGGCUUUAUGAAAAGCAAUGAUGCAGAUCAUCUGGGUAAUUAGUAUUAACCAAGAAUUAAUAGAAACAGGUUAAUUUUACUUCUUCACUCAGGUUUCCAUGGCACAAGGAAAAGCCUUGAAAUGUUCACUAGACAAGAGAGGGCAUGCACCUCUUUGCUUGCGUGCUUGGGUGUUUCCUCUGCACCCUGGUUUCUGCUGCCAGGAUUGUUUAUGUUCUUAACAAUAGGAAGGGUGGAGUAUUCUUCAAAUUUUGUUUUGGUAAUGAGGAUGCUUCACUAUCAACAUAUUUGCUCCUGGCUUUGGCAGUAGUGUUCAAAAAUUUGCUGAGAAGUUUAUGUAACUACACAUUGGCAUAACAAAUAGCUUGCUACUGUAUGGCCAGUAUACAUCCCUGUCUGUUCAAGUAGGAAUAAUCAGCCUAGAAAGAAGCAGAAAAGAUACGUCCUGGAGGUACUGAUGCAAAAUAAUAGAACCAGUCAGGAAAAGCCCUUUCCUGUAUAAAAACAGCAGCAUGAGGGGCUAAGUUGCUUGGGAGAUGGACUUAGCAACAUUUCUCUUGUAAAGAUAUUUUGCACUGAAAUGUAUUGGGUUUUAACUUAAAGCACAUUGCUUUAGAAAUGCUUUGUGUUGCGUGGGGAAAAUUAUAAUUUCUGUGUUAAAGGAAAUUUCAUUUUUCUUAUGUGUUGUGUCCCUUUAACUCCAAAAUGCCACAGAAACACUUUGAGAAGUUUUCGUAUGAGUGGUCAUGAACAAUAAGAAAUUAACUUCUACCACCUAUAGAUUUUUCAUGUGAGGACCCUGUAUUUUCUGUCGCAUCUCCUUUUCAAGGACAGACACAUAUCAUUUCUGCCAAUUAUCUCUUUCUUUGCUUACGAGAAAUAAAUGUGCGUUAAGGCACUUAAAUGAGAAGAAGAGUAAGUAUGCAAUCGGAAUUAGCAUGCAGUAUCAGGGAAAACAGGUUCCUUCUUGCUUUCCCUUUCUACAUAUAGAAUUGCCUUAAAAACCAGGCUACCACUCUUCCAGCACCCACAUCUUAUUGACUGCCUCCUCCCUCUGACUGCAUAAUGUAACAUACUACAUCUAUUAAUUACGGUACCUUUAAGUGCAGCUUUUCAUUCUUUGAGAAACUUUGCCUUGAUUUCAUCUUUAGCCUAAAACAAGCUCUACAGAGAGAACAAAGCAUGAAUAGCUAUAAAAAGGAGCAUUUUUCACUUCACAGAGCCAUGAAAACAAUUUGUUAUCUUUACAAGGCUUCUGGUAUAGAGUGGUUUCUCCAGAAAGAGGCUCUUUUCCUGGGUAGCUCCUUGCUCACAUAUAACAACACUCCAGACUGUGUUAACAGAUACUGAGCCAUCAUGCAAAACAUUCCCUUCAUCAGCCAUAAAACCACAGCCCUGCUUGCUGCCUCUGCACAAUUGCUAAUGUUCUGUGCAAACAGUAUGUCUGGGGCAGAACAACAGCUGUGAUCUUCCUGGAACACUUCUUUUGAUCUUAUAUUUUCUCUCCUUCCCACUCCAAGAUCUUUUAAAAGUACCAUUUCCAUUUGUUGUUCAACAUUUGGUGUUCUCCAAGCUACUCUGUCCAUGUGGUGGCUCCUAAACUCUCACCAACAAAUGAUUACAGAGAUCAUAAGCAUGGCUUAACGAUGUGGAAUCAUACCUACACAUACUCCCUCCCCAAAUAUCCAUUAAGAAAGUUCACUAAAUCCUUUGGUUCCCUAGUAAGAAAGUUCCUUCUCCAGCUCACGCCCCUUCUCUCUCCACUGUUGCUUUGCAUUUCUGGGGCAGCCCUGUAAAUAGCUCACAUGAAGCCAUGGAAUUGGGAGUAGUGGCUGUACCUGGAUAUCACUCUGAAGACAGUCUGAUGCUUUUUCUAAAGGCAUGGACACCUCUGUAUGCCAGAUGUUUGCAUUUAAAACCUGCUUCCAGCUCUUAUGCUCUCUCUUUUUUGUGCUUGGUGGUUGGUUCUUUCCCUGUGGGUUGGGGUGGAGGUGCCUCCCUUCUGAUGAGGAAAUUCAUUAGCUCCUGUUGUCUCCCCGAUGCUUUCUGAGGUCUGGACACACCUACAACAUGCAUACUGACCUACAUUCAUAGUAAACAACUUCUCAGAUCCAUUUUAGAUCUUUCACCAACUAAAGGUGGAGCAAAACAAACUUUAACACGAAAUAAAGUGCUGAGUUUUGUUUUCAGAAGGUUGUGAAUAAUAGCUAACAAGGGUGGAAGAAAAGAGAAAUGAUUACUGCAAUGUGUCUUUCUUGUGGUAAGAUGACUGCCUGCUUAUGUCAGCCCUUCAUAUGAAGUACUACUGGACUUCAAGGUGAAACAAGUGUCUUAGAAUGAAACACAUGAACUUUUUAUUUCAAGCUAGGUGAAAGGAAAGAAAUGCCUGCACUCAUCACAUAUCAGCCCCUUCAUAUAUUCAGCAACUUGACUUUCCUGUCAAUCUAUCUUAGGCUAAGCCUUUUUUCUUGUGGGCUGAGUUAAUUCCCAUUGUCUGGCACUUGCUGCAAGCUAAGCUGCUUGCACAGACAAUUUGCUGCACUUCAGUCAUAGCAACUUCUUACAUCCUGGUAACUUUUUGUGCCUGAGCCCCUGCUUCUCAUGCAAAGUUCCUGCCUGUCUCAUACCUGAAUGAGAUGCAGAGUGUGCUCGGCAUCCUUGCAGUCCAUGCAGGACACUGAGUAGUUCUUGUCCUAAAAUAGGCUGAAAGCUAGAGCCACCAUGAUCUGAGCACUUUCUUUCCACACUGUGCUGUGUAUUUUCCCCUAAAUAAAAUAUCUUUCUGGAACACAGGCCAUAGUUACUUAUGUCUGCAAACAGCCAAGAGCAUAUGCUUUGUUUUUCUUACAUUUGUUCUGGUGUGCUCUCCAGAACAUCCCUUGUUUGAUGCUAAAAUUGACAUGGUUUUUUUUAAUGGUAUAAUAUUUUGAGAAAAGCUUGAGUACUUCACUGCUAUCCACACAACAGCUUUACAGUUAUUUCCCUAAAGAACUGAUAAGGGCUUCUUAAAAGCCCAUUUUUUUUUUCAGAUUACAUUCUUCAUGAAAAGACCAAGCUAAAACUUCGUCCCAAAUUCUUCUUACUGGAGUGGAUUUAAUGAUCCACAGGAAAGGCAUCAGACUGUACAAGAGAAAAGAAUGAGACAGAUCUUGUCCUACCAUUGAACAGGAAGCUUGCAGGCUUUCUGGGGCUGCUGAGCUAUUGCUCUGUUGGGAAAUUACGAUUGUUUAUACGUUCUGACUCAGGGGUUCCUAUCAAAUCAAUGAGGAGACAUGAAGUAUACUGCAAACUGUUCAUGUUUCCACAGGCACCAUAGCUGUUUACAUUCCUUCUUCAUACAUGAAAAAUAAUUACUAGCAAUUUUAAUAAACCCCUUGUUUGAAUCCAUCACACCACAGCUCAGAUUUCCAGAUGUAGUUAGAUGCCUGUGUAGUUUCUGUCACCCUGAUCUGUCACUAAUCAUGUUGUUACAAGAGGAAAGAGUUGAUACGAUGACAUACAUUAAACUAGUUUGUAGAAGGAAAUCCACAGCUGACUGAUUCGAAUACCACAACCUUUUGCUUACAGUAAGAACAAGUAAGUUGGACCACGGGAAACACUCUUUUGGGAGAAAUCAGAUACAUUGUGUGAUAAGAUGGAAAAACAAUUCUUUCUAAGGAAUUCCCAUAUGGUAUGAGUAUUGGGGCCCCUUUCCAGAUCCUGCAGUAUCCACGUGAAUUGACAGAUGUGAGCAAAACUGGCUAUUUCAAACUCAGAAUUCAGCACAUUUCUACUAUUUAGCAACCAACUGUGGGAUAACUUAGGGCAGAGAGAUAUUUUGCAGUGUGACACAGCUAAGCAAUCAACUGAUUCAUAUUUCUCUUUUCCCUUUUUGCUCCCAGUAAGCUGCAGGCUUCACAAUGGGCUCCAUUUCUAGAAUGAUUACUGAGUUUUGCCUUGAUCUCUACAAUAAAGUCAACAGAACCACAGAAUGCCAAAACAUUGUCUUCUCUCCACUGAGCAUCUCUACCUCCCUGGGCCUAAUCCUUUUAGGGGCACGAAACAACACAGCCACUCAGAUAGAAAAUGUUCUCCACGUCAGCAGUGCUGCAGGAAGUACAAGCCUUGAAUCUGAACUUGAAGGUGCAGUCCCAGAAAACAAGUCUGAACUAAGCCAGGAAAGAGAAUCUUCCUCCUCUCUGUGUAACACAGAUGGGAAUCUUAACCACGAAGCAUUCCAUGCACUGCUUUUACAACUACAAAACCUUGGUAAAGACUACGUUUUAAGCCUGGCUAACAACCUCUUUAUCCAACAAGGAUUUGAACCAAAUCAGAAGUAUCUAACGUGCAGUAAGGAACUAUACAGAGCAGCCCUUGAAACACUGGACUUUCAAAGGGCUCUUGAAGCAAGCAGGCUAAAAAUUAAUGAUUGGGUUGAAAGCGAGACACAAGGUAAAAUCAAGGAACUUUUUGCUCCAGGAGUGAUUGACUCACACGCCAUUCUGGUGCUGGUGAAUGUGAUCUACUUCAAAGCAUCCUGGGAACACAAGUUUGAGGAGAAAAAUACAGUACAGAGAGAUUUUAAAUUGAAUCAGAAUGAGAGAAAGCCAGUGCAGAUGAUGUAUCAGAAAGGCACGUUUAAAUUAGGCUAUAUUGAGGAGCUGGGAACUCAGGUGCUUGAACUCCCUUAUGCUCAGAAGUCGCUGAGCAUGAUCAUCCUGCUGCCAGGAGACACGGCAGAUGGAUCUACCAGUGGGCUGGAACAGACUGAAAGCACAAUGACCUAUGAGAACUUAAUGCUGUGGUUCUCUUCUGAACACAUGUUUGAGACAACGGUAGAGGUGUACCUGCCCCGAUUCAAGCUUGAAGACACCUUUAACCUCAAUGAGGUACUAAAAGCAAUGGGAAUGACCGACAUCUUCACUGAAUCCAAAGCUGAUCUUUCUGCACUGUCAUCUGGGGAAUCCCUGGUGUUGUCAAACAUUGUCCAUAAGGCUUAUGUGGAAGUCAAUGAGGAGGGCACUACAGCAGCAGCUGCUACAGGAGCUACCAUUGUGAGGAGAUCCCUGCCCCUCAUAGAGGUGUUUAUGGCUGACCAUCCUUUCUUAUUCUUUAUUAGGCACAACCCCACUAAUGCCAUUCUUUUCUUUGGUAAAUUCUGCUCACCUUAA
Molecule: messenger RNA, 6687 nt
Organism: Lagopus muta (rock ptarmigan)
Lineage: Eukaryota; Metazoa; Chordata; Aves; Galliformes; Phasianidae
Product: serpin B12-like
Exons: 7
Coding region: 5437-6687 (416 amino acids)
Biological process (GO): negative regulation of endopeptidase activity
Molecular function (GO): serine-type endopeptidase inhibitor activity
Source: RefSeq, a predicted model, not a curated record